Scheffersomyces amazonensis is the source of this 1097-nucleotide messenger RNA. RefSeq lists its product as uncharacterized. NCBI's taxonomy places the organism in Eukaryota, Fungi, Ascomycota, Pichiomycetes, Serinales, Debaryomycetaceae. The record is from RefSeq and is a predicted model, not a curated record. The coding region runs from base 52 to 1071 and encodes 339 amino acids. Gene Ontology annotation, cellular component: membrane; trans-Golgi network. The transcript has a single exon. Gene Ontology annotation, biological process: endoplasmic reticulum to Golgi vesicle-mediated transport.
CCCAGUACUAAGUAUUAGGACACCAAGUCACUAUCAAUUAACAAAUAAACUAUGUCAGCCAACGAAUGGAAUACAAGCUCCUCGGGAACAACACCCGAUGUAGAUGAAUUCAUAAUACCCGACGAAGAUUUCGAAGAGACACCUACUCCAAAGCCUAAACUGGCUAGUAAUACCAAUACUUAUGGAAGUCAAAGUUCAAGUAGUAAUAAUAAUAAUAAUAAUACUAAUACUAAUAAUAGUAGUAGUAAUUCAGGAUCUGGUAAUAUAUUCAGUCAAUUUGGAUUUACUCCUAAAGUUGAUUUAUCCUCUACAUUUGCUCCAUUUACUUCAUCUGCUAAUUUACCAGCUAAUAAUUCAGUACGUGAACGUCAAUAUAAUGGAGGUGAAACAUUAGAUGAACCUAUAUUAGAAACAUUAAAGAGAGAUUUAUUUCAAAUAGGUAAAAGAUUAGCUAUAGUUGUUUGGCCUUAUCAAUUGGCUCAAUUGGCUAAAACUCAACAACUGAGACUUGUAGAUUUUGCUGCUACUAAUGGAAUUAGAUUACCUGAUCUGAUAAUUGCUAAUAGAAGAAUAUCUGUAUCUCAUGAUGCUGAUGAAGAAGAAACUGGAACUGGAAUUGAAUCUAGUGAAUUAAUUAAUCAAGGUAAUUUAGAUUGGGAUUUAUGGGGUCCAUUAAUCUUUUCCUUAGUUUAUUCAGUAACUUUAGGAGUUUCUGCUCCUAAUCAACAAACUAAUCUGGUAUUUUCUGGAUCAUUUUCAUUUAUUUGGAUAUUUUUUAUUGUAAUUGGAUUAAAUAUUCAAUUAUUAGGUGGAACUAUUUCCUUUAUGUCGGCUAUAAGUGCAGCAGGUUAUUCAAUGUUCCCUAUUGUUGUAGGAGCAUUAAUUAGUGCUUUAGUUAUAAAAUGGAAAUUAUUACGAUUAGCAAUAUUAGUAAUUUUAAAUAUUUGGAGUAUUUAUGCUGGAUUAAUGAGCUUAAAAUGUUCAGGAGUUUUACCAGGAAGAGUAUUAUUAGCAAUGUAUCCUGUUGGAUUAAUGUACUCUGUAUUAAGUUGGUUAGUAGUUAUUACAUAGGCUAAAUAAAUUAAAUAAAUUAAAUA